CCGUUGAUCCGUUGAUCCGUCGACGGACAUGGAGGUGUCGGUGCCCAUGCUGCUGCUUCUGCCCGUCCUCCUCGCUGGGCUCGUCUCGCGCCCCAGCGCCGUCGCCAACACCAUUGCCAGCUACCCGCCUGACUGUGACAGUUACAGCAUUCCUGGGUGUCCAAGGAACUACGAUCCAGUUUGUGGGACCGAUGGAAAGACCUACGGAAAUGAGUGUGAUCUGUGCUUUUCAAACAGAGAAGAAAACAAGGAUGUUCAAAUUUUCAAGAGGGGAGUGUGCUGAUAUGGCAGAUGGCUACUUUUCAAGAAAAUUAGAGGGAUGGAUAGUCCAAAUGGA
Messenger RNA from Colius striatus (speckled mousebird), 337 nucleotides. RefSeq names its product serine peptidase inhibitor Kazal type 2 (gene SPINK2). The record is from RefSeq and is a predicted model, not a curated record. Gene Ontology annotation, molecular function: serine-type endopeptidase inhibitor activity; protein binding. The coding region runs from base 29 to 283 and encodes 84 amino acids. The transcript is spliced from 4 exons. NCBI's taxonomy places the organism in Eukaryota, Metazoa, Chordata, Aves, Coliiformes, Coliidae.